This is a messenger RNA of Tinamus guttatus (white-throated tinamou), 7323 nucleotides long. The record is from RefSeq and is a predicted model, not a curated record. Lineage: Eukaryota; Metazoa; Chordata; Aves; Tinamiformes; Tinamidae.
AUGGAGGAAGAGGAAUAUGAGGAAGUUGUGGAGUACUACAUUGAGGAGACAGUUAUUGAGGAGGGUGAACCAUAUGAGGUAAAGGUAUCUGUGAAGUUGCUAGUGACCACAGAAUUCACAGGUCCCCAAACUACUGUAUAUACAGUUGAGCAUGAAGAGCCUUCUGUUCAUUAUGAAAAAUCCUCUGUUGAGCAUGGAGCACCUCCAGUCAGAAAGAAGAUAAUACGGACAAAAGUGGAUCCAUCUAAGUUUUUGACACCUUACCUCCAACACAGUAACAAAAUGAAGGACCUAUUCAGUGAGAAUAAAUACAAAGAAAAAUUUAUGAAAGAAAAAGGAAAGCCAUAUGCUUCCACAAUUGAUACACCAGAACUUCGUCGAAUCAAGAAAGUACAAGACCAGCUCAGUGAAGUCAAAUACCGCAUGGCUGGUGAAGUUGCUAGGACUAUUUGCCAUGUUGAUGAAAAGGCCAAGGAUAUAGAACAUGCAAAGAAGGUCUCACAGCAAGUGAGCAAGGUGUUAUAUAAACAGAAUUGGGAGGAGAAUAAAGACAAGUACCUACUUCCCCCUGAUGCUCCAGAACUUGUGAAUGCAAUAAAAAAUACUGCAAUGUUCAGUAAGAAACUCUACACAGAAGAUUGGGAAGGAGACAAAACAUUAUUCUAUCCAUACAAUGACAGUCCAGAACUCAGGAGGGUGGCCCAGGCGCAAAAGACUCUGAGUGAUAUUGUCUACAAAAAAGGGCACGAUGAACGUAAAUCUAAAUACACUUCUCUGCCAGAUCCACCUGAUGUGGAACAAGCCAAGAAAGUGACAAGGCAACUCAGUGAUAUUAACUAUCAUGAAGACUAUAAAAACAAGAUCAAGGGCAAGUGGAGUCAAACACCAUGCUAUGAUGUUGCAAUUGCCAAAAUGAAUUCAGAAAAUUUAAGUAUGAAAAAAUAUCAGGAAGACUUUGAAAAUAUGAAAGACCAAAUCUACUUUAUGCAAACUGAAACUCCGGAGUAUGAAGCUAACAAGCGACUUGGAAAUAAUGUCAGUAAGAUAAAAUACAGAGCAGACUAUGAAAAGAACAAAGCUAUUGCAGAUUAUAAUGUACUUCCUGCUACAGAGAACCCUUUGCUGAGGCAGUUAAAAACUGCAGGAAACGUGCUGAGUGAUAAAUUGUACAAAGAAGCCUAUGAACGAUCAAAAGGAACAAGCAUGAAUUACUGUGACACUCCAAAGUUUCAGAUUGACAGUGUUCUAAAGAAUUUUAGUGAUGUAAAAUAUAAAGAUGCAUAUCAAAAGAAUAUUUUAGGACACUAUUUAGGAAGCUAUGAGGACCCACACCAUACACACUAUAUGAAAGUUGAAGCUAUGAAGAGUGAUAAAAAUUACAAAGCAGAUUAUGAGGAGGAUAAGUCAAAAUGCUACUUCCCUCAGACUAUAACUCAAGAAUAUGAAGCUAUUAAGAAGUUAGAUCAGUGUAAAGAUCACACCUACAAAAAACAUCCUGAUCAAAUCAAAUUUACUCAAGUGACAGACUCUCCAGUGCAGAAGCAAGCAGAGAUCAAUAGCAAACAGCUUAGUGAUCUGAGAUACAAAGCUAAACAUGAAAGUGAGAAGUUCAAAUGUUCUAUACCGCCAGAUGCUCCAUUUUUCAUCCAGUCCCGUGUUAAUGCCUAUAACAUUAGUGAUAGUUGCUACAAGUAUGAUUGGGAAAAGGCUAAAGAUAAGGCGUUCGAAAUCAAAGUUGAUGCAAUUCCACUUCUUGCAGCUAAAGCUCACAGUAAAAUUGCAAGUGAUGUGCAAUAUAAGAAAGCAUAUGAACAGAGUAAAGGGAAAAUGAUUGGAGCCCUGAGUGUUCAUGAUGAUCCCAAGAUACUACAUUCCAUGAAGGUGGCCAAACAGCAGAGCGAUCGUGAGUACAAAUCGGCUUAUGAAACAUCGAAGACCAACUAUACGGCACCAUUAGACAUGAUCCCAGUUGUUCAAGCCAAAAAAUCUCAAGCAAUUGCCAGCAAUGUGGACUACAAAAACAUCCCUCAUAAUUACUUUUAUCCACCUGACAGCAUUAAUGUGGAGCUUGCAAAGAAAGCCUAUACUAUUCAGAGUGACAAUGAGUAUAAGUCAGAUUACAAUAGUGACAUGAAAGGUUGCGGCUGGAUACCAUUAGGAUCUCUGGAAGUGGAGAAGGCUAAGAGGGCUUCAGACAUUCUGAAUGAGAAAAAGUAUCGCCAGCAUCCAGACACUAUUAAGUUUACACAGAUUGAAGAUGAGCCUGUUAUGGUUCAGGCUAAAAUCAACCAGGCUCAAAGAAGUGAUGUACUGUAUAAAUCCAAAGGUGAAGAAGUUAUUCACAAGUAUCACCUUCCUCCAGAUGUGCCCCACUUUAUCCAGGCUAGAGUUAAUGCCUAUAAUAUUAGUGAUAACUACUACAAAAGUGGAUUGGAAGAAUUAAAAUCAAAAGGAUAUGAUCUAAGAAGUGAUGCUAUUCCUAUCAGAGCUGCCAAGGCUGCUAGACAGGCUGUCAGUGAUGUAAACUAUAAAAAAGGCUAUGAACUUGCCAAGGGUAAACUUAUUGGCUUCCAGAGCCUCGAAGAUGAUCCAAAACUAGUUCAUUAUAUGAAAGUAGCCAAGUUGCAGUCUGAACGAGAGUACAAGAAAGAUUAUGAGAAAACAAAAACUAAAUACAACACUCCACUGGAUAUGGUCAAUGUCGUGGCUGCCAAGAAGGCUCAAGAGAUUGCCAGCAAUGCUAAUUACAAGAACCUCCUCCACCACUACACUUAUCUACCAGAUGCAAUGAACUUGGAGUUGACCAAAAACAUGAUGGAGAUUCAGAGUGAUAAUGCAUACAAACAAGACUAUAACAACUGGUUCAAGGGUAUUGGAUGGAGUCCCCUGGGCUCUCUGGAUGUUGAAAAAGCUAAAAAGGCUGGAGAUGCACUAAACGAAAAGAAAUACCGUCAGCACCCAGACACCAUCAAAUUUACAAGUAUACCAGAUUCAAUACCAAUGGUUUUAGCUCAGCACAAUACCAAGCAACUGAGUGAUGUAACAUAUAAGCAAGAAGGUGAAAAAGUAAAACACAAAUACACUCUGGAUGCUGAUGUUCCACAAUUUAUUCAAGCCAGGGUCAAUGCCUUCAAUUUGAGCGAUGCUAAUUACAAAGCAGACUGGAAAAAAACUAUUGCCAAAGGAUAUGAUCUGAAACCUGAUGCCAUUCCUAUUAUUGCUGCUAAAGCUUCUCGAAACAUUGCCAGCGAUUACAAGUACAAGCAAUCCUAUGAGAAAGAGAAAGGCAAACAGGUUGGAUACCGUAGCUUGCAGGAUGAUCCCAAACUUGUUCACUACAUGAAUGUGGCGAAAAUGCAAUCAGACCGUGAAUACAAGAAGGAUUAUGAAGUCACGAAGACCAAAUACCACACUCCCUUGGACAUGUUCAGUGUGACAGCUGCCAAGAAAGCUCAGGAAGCAGUCACAAAUACAGGCUAUAAACAACUAAUCCACCAUUAUACACUCUUACCUGAUGCUGUGAACUUGGAACUAUCAAAAAAUAUGAUGCAGAUUCAGAGUGAUAAUGUCUACAAAGCAGAUUUUAAUAACUGGCUAAGAGGAGUUGGUUGGCUGCCAAUUCAAUCACUGGAUGUCGAAAAGGCCAAAAAAGCUACAGAGAUUCUUAGUGAAAAGAAAUAUCGCCAGCACCCAGACAAGCUGAAAUACUCCAUUACGAUGGAUGCCAUGGAACAGGUGCUUGCUAAACACAAUGCCAACACCAUGAAUAAGAGGAGCUACACUGAUAAAUGGAACAAAGAGAAGACCAGCAUUCAUGUUAUGCCAGACACUCCAGAAAUUCUGCAGUCUAGAGUGAACCAGAUCAACAUGAGUAAUAAACUAUACAAAGCUGAAUGGGAAGAAGACAAGAAGAAAGGUUAUGAUAUGCAGCCAGAUGCUAUUCCAAUAAAAGCAGCCAAAGCCUCGAGAGACAUUGCAAGUGAUUAUAAAUACAAACUAGCCUAUGAAAAAGCAAAAGGAAAGCAUAUUGGGUUCCGCAGCCUUGAAGACGACCCGAAGCUGGUUCACUUCAUGCAUGUGGCUAAGAUGCAGUCUGAUCGUGAAUACAAAAAAGAUUAUGAGAAGGCAAAAACUAAUUUCCACACUCCGGUGGAUAUGCUCAGUGUUGUGGCAGCUAAGAAGGCACAGGAAGUGGCUACAAAUGCAAACUACAGAAAUUUGAUCCAUAUUUACAACGUUUUGCCUGAUGCUAUGAGUCUUGAAUUAGCCAAAAACAUGAUGCAGAUACAGAGCAAUAAUCAAUACAAAGCAGAAUAUGAUGAAAAUAUGAAGGGUGUUGGAUGGAUGCCAUUGGGAUCUUUGGAAGCUGAGAAGAACAAAAAAGCCAUGGAAAUUCUCAGUGAAAAGAAAUACCGUCAGCACCCAGACAAGUUGAAAUACUCCAUUCCUAUGGAUUCCAUGAACAUAGCCUUAGCUAUAAAUAAUGCGAAAAUCAUGGAUGAGCACCAAUAUAAACAAGCAUGGGAAGAAGACAAAAAGAAAAUUCAUAUCACACCAGAUAUUCCACAGAUUGCUUUAGCAAAAGUCAAUGCAUUUAAUAUAAGUGAUAAAAUGUACAGACUUUCCUUUGAAGAAGCUAGGAAGAAAGGGUAUGAUCUCAGAGCUGAUGCUAUCCCUAUUAAAGCUGCCAAAGCUUCCAGAGACAUUGCUAGUGAUUAUAAGUAUAAAUUAGGUUAUGAACAAGACAAGGGAAAACUUGUAGGCUUCCGCAGUCUUCAGGAUGAUCCCAAGCUUGUCCAUUACAUGCAAGUGGCGAAGAUGCAGUCUGAUCGGGAGUACAAGAAAGCCUACGAGACAAGCAAGACCCAUUACCAAACACCUUCUGAUGCCCUCAGUAUCAUGGCAGCUAAGGAGGCACAGGAUCGUGUAACCAACGCUAACUACAAGCGACUCAUUCACAACUAUAUGCUUCUACCAGAUGCCAUGAGUUUAGAGCUGUCCAGAAACAUGAAUCGGAUACAAAGUAAUAAUGAGUACAAACAGGAAUACAAUGACUGGUAUAAGGGUGUGGGCUGGAGUCCUGCUGGCUCUCUUGAUGUGGAGAAAUCUAAGAAAGCUACAGAAAUUGCAAGUGACCGGAAAUACCGCCAGCAUCCCAGCAUGUUCCCCUUCAAAAAAGAGAACGAAGCCAUGGACAUGGUGCUUGCAAAGCACAAUGCAGGGAUAAUGAAUAAACAUGAUUAUAUUCAAGCUUGGGAGAAGGAUAAAACUCAGAUCCAUGUGAUGCCAGAUACACCGGAUAUUCUACAGGCUAAACAGAACAGUGCAAACUACAGCCAGAAACUGUACAAGCUCGACUGGGAAGAAAUGAUAAAGAAAGGCUAUGACCUCACACCUGAAGCCAUUUCAGUGAAAGCUGCCAAAGCUUCAAGGGACAUUGCAAGUGAUUACAAGUACAAAGAAGGAUACCGCAAGCAACAGGGACAUCACAUUGGAUUCCGCAGCUUACAGGAUGAUCCAAAGAUGAUGUGGUCGAUGCAAGUAGCUAAGAUGCAGAGUGAGAGGGAAUACAAAAAAGAUUUUGAAAAGUGGAAGACUAAGUUUAACAUGCCUGUGGAUAUGCUGGGCUUCCUUCUGGCUAAGAAAUGUCAGGAACUUGUGAGUGAUGCAGACUACAAACAUAUUCUACACCGCUGGACUUGUCUGCCAGACCAGAAUGAUGUCAUCCAAGCAAAGAAGGUCUACGAACUACAGAGUGACAAUCUGUAUAAAGCAGAUCUACAGUGGCUCAAGGGUGUUGGAUGGAGUCCCUUGGGAUCUUUGGAAUCUGAAAAGAACAAGAAAGCUGCUGAAAUUCUGAGCGAGAAGAAGUACCGGCAGCACCCAGAUACUAUUAAGUUCACAAGUGUCCCAGAUGCCAUGAAUAUUGUUUUAGCAAAAUCUAAUGCCAAAAAUAGAAGUGAUAUACUGUAUAGAGAAGCAUGGGACAAGGACAAGACUCAGGUUCACAUCAUGCCCGAUACUCCUGAAAUAUUGCUGGCUAAAUCAAACUUAAUCAACACAAGUGAUAAACAUUACAAGUUAGGAUAUGAAGAACUGAAGAAAAAAGGCUAUGAUCUUCCUCCUGAUGCCCUACCGCUGAAGGCAGCAAAGGCAUCCAGAGAAAUAGCUAGUGAGUAUCAAUAUAAAACAGCUUACCGGAAGCAGCUUGGCCACCAUGUUGGAGCACGCAACAUAGAGGACGACCCCAAGAUGAUGUGGUCCAUGCAUGUAGCCAAAAUCCAGAGUGACCGUGAGUACAAGAAGGCCUUUGAGAAGUCCAAGACCCACUUCAGUACCCCGGUGGACAUGCUGGGAAUUGUGUUGGCAAAGAAAUGCCAGGAGCUGGUCAGCGAUGUGGAUUACAAGCAUCCCCUGCAUCGGUGGACCUGUCUGCCAGACCAAAACGAUAUUGUACAGGCCAGGAGAGUGUACGACCUGCAGAGUGAUAACGUGUACAAGUCGGACCUGCACUGGCUGAGGGGCAUUGGCUGGACGCCGAGCGGUUCGUUGGACGACGAGAAGAAUAAGAGAGCCGGCCUCAUCCUGAGCGAGAAGAAGUAUCGGCAGCACCCGGGCACCAUCAAAUUCACGAGCCCUCUGGACUCGAUACCAAUGGCUCUGGCGAAGCACAACUCUGAGAUUAUGAACCACCGCCUCUACACGUCAGCUUGGGAGAAAGAUAAAACGAGCAUCCACAUAAUGCCAGACACACCUGAAAUUGCGCUAGCGUAUCAUAACCAAAUGAACCUCAGUGAGAAACUGUACAAGCUUGCCAUGGAAGAAGAGAAGAAGAAGGGUCAUGACCUGCGAGCAGAUUCCAUUCCUAUCAAGGCUGCAAAAGCUUCCAGAGAUAUAGCAAGUGAUAACGUGUACAAGUCGGACCUGCACUGGCUGAGGGGGAUUGGCUGGACGCCCAGCGGUUCGUUGGACGACGAGAAGAAUAAGAGAGCCGGCCUCAUCCUGAGCGAGAAGAAGUAUCGGCAGCACCCGGGCACCAUCAAAUUCACGAGCCCUCUGGACUCGAUACCAAUGGCUCUGGCGAAGCACAACUCUGAGAUUAUGAACCACCGCCUCUACACGUCAGCUUGGGAGAAAGAUAAAACGAGCAUCCACAUAAUGCCAGACACACCUGAAAUUGCGCUAGCGUAUCAUAACCAAAUGAACCUCAGUGAGAAACUGUACAAGCUUGCCAUGGAAGAAGAGAAGAAGAAGGGUCAUGACCUGCGAGCAGAUUCCAUUCCUAUCAAGGCUGCAAAAGCUUCCAGAGAUAUAGCAAGUGAU